Messenger RNA from Acaromyces ingoldii, 1402 nucleotides. RefSeq lists its product as hypothetical. The coding region runs from base 164 to 1402 and encodes 412 amino acids. Lineage: Eukaryota; Fungi; Basidiomycota; Exobasidiomycetes; Exobasidiales; Cryptobasidiaceae. The record is from RefSeq and is a predicted model, not a curated record. Gene Ontology annotation, molecular function: aryl sulfotransferase activity. The transcript has a single exon.
GGUUGACGCGAUAAGAUUGCUGAAGCUUCUUCUUCCUGAUUGGCAAGGGCGGCUUGCGUGCUAAAGUGUCUGCUGAUCUUGCGGACAAGGAUGCAUAUAAGAAAGCGGAAACAGACAUGCGAAGGGCAUAGGGGUCACACAAGUCUAGCAAGCACAAGAAAAUAUGCCCUCCAAGGUUGACAAGGUCGACCAGAACUCGAUCCGACGGCGGGGCGCGGGCCUCAUCGCCAUCGAUCCCGACAGGGUGGUGCCGGGCUGCGUGCUCGUCGCGCCACUGACGACGAGCCAGGUGCACCUGGUCGACGAGCUGGGCGAGACGCGCUGCACCUAUAACAUGCCCUGGCGCAACGGCCGGCAUGCGCGCCUGCUCGACAAUGGUCGCCUGGCCAUCAACAGCAUCGACCCGGCGACGACACGCCCCUUCUGGUUCUUCAACAAGUACGGCGGCGGCAUCAUGUCCGAGGUGGACCCGCAGACGGGCCGCAUCGUCCGACAGCACCACGAUGCGCUCCAGCACCACGACGCGCACCACUACGGCGACGGCUCGGGCCGCAUCCUCUACACGAGCCUCGAGGAGUUGAGCGAGGAGGCCUCGGCGGGCGUCCAGGGCGGCCUACCGGGCAGCGAGGCCGCGCACGGCCGCGUGUGGGCCGAUGUGAUCCGUGAAGUCGACAGCGAGGGCCGCGUGACGUGGGAGUGGCGCGCCGCCGAGCACUUGGACCGCGCCACAUUCCCACUCCAGGCACCCUACCCGCGCGAGCACUGGCCGCUGAUCAACUCGGUGCUGCCCCUGGCCGACGGCAACAUCCUCGUCUCGCUGCGUUCCGUCUCGGCGGUGCUCAUCAUUUCGCGCGCCGACAAGCGCAUCAUCUGGCACCUCGACGCCACCGUCGUCGCACAGCAGCACUGCGCGUCCGAGGUCGGGCCCGAGGGCAACAUUCUCAUCUUUGACAACGGCGCCUUUCGGUUCCGCGAGUCGUUCCAAUUCAGCCGCGCCAUCGAGGUCAGCCGGACCACCAAGGAGGUCGUCUGGUCGUGGACGGACCCUAGCAAGGAGCGCUUCUACAGUCCAUUCAUGGGCUGCGCACAGCGCCUCGAUCCCGCAACACGGGCAGCUGAUACGGAUGCCGACACUGUCCCCCCUGGUCCACGGGGCAACACGCUGCUGACCGAGAGCGCAUUCGGCCGCCUCAUCGAGGUAGACGCCGAGGGCAGCGUGUGCUGGGAGUGGGUGAGCCCCUUUUUCGCGCGCUACGAAGAAGCACAUGUCCGCGACGUCUUUCCCGGCGAGUCCAACGCCCUCUUCCGGGCGUACAAGUACCCCUACGCGAAGCUGGGCUGGCUGGGCCCGCGUGGCGAGCACCGCGUGUGCGAUGUGGCCGAGGCAGAUGCAGAUGCAUGA